Molecule: messenger RNA, 6816 nt
Organism: Amorphotheca resinae ATCC 22711
Lineage: Eukaryota; Fungi; Ascomycota; Leotiomycetes; Helotiales; Amorphothecaceae
Exons: 8
Coding region: 1-6816 (2271 amino acids)
Molecular function (GO): FMN binding; iron-sulfur cluster binding; glutamate synthase (NADH) activity
Source: RefSeq, a predicted model, not a curated record
AUGCAGAUUGCGGAUGUGGACGCAGGCUCCGUUACCCAAUACCUGUAUUUUUUUGCAUGGGGUUACCCCGCAAACCAAUCGAUUACAGUUAUCGAAAGCUCGCACGGUGGCAACGUGCGCCCUGCUGGGGGUCGUCAUGGAACACCAUUCAAUCUGCCUGCCCUCGAUUUUUCGAUUUUUCACUGCGCAGUGCGCUCCGUCACAAAUUCCCAGUCGCAUUGGAUCUUCCUCUUGGCUGCAGCAGUCCUGCUAUUCACCCUCCGCCAGUACCGAGGACCGCCUGGGUCCAAGGUGUCUCGGAACGACAUAUACUACCUCACAAUCGACAAUAUCGCACAACUACCCCCCCAAUUGCCUAGACAGCUGCACCUUCGAGAAUCCUACGCUGAGAGGGCUGAUAUGGCCGCUCUCGAGUUCGAUGAUAGACAAACCCAGAUAGAUGCUGAGAACGAACCUUACCAUCCAUACACGUACCAGACCGAAGAGAACGGAUCAUGGGCCGGAGCACUUCCCGUGAAGCAAGGAUUGUAUGAUCCAGGCUUGGAAAAGGAUGCUUGUGGUGUCGGGUUUGCUUGCCAUAUAAAGGGCAAGGCAAGCCACAAAAUUGUCAGCGAUGCGCGCAAUUUGCUUUGUAACAUGACCCAUCGGGGUGCUGUGGGUUCCGAUGCACGAGACGGAGAUGGUGCGGGUGUGAUGACCUCGAUCCCCCACAAGUUCUUCGUCAAGAACUUCGAACGCGAGACGGAUAUCAAGCUCCCCCCUUUGGGUCAAUAUGCAGUGGGCAAUCUUUUCUUCAAGCCGGAUGAGGAGACCUUGCAGGAAUCAAAGAAACAGUUGGAACAGAUCUCCGAGUCACUGGGGUUGAGGGUGUUGGGGUGGCGAGAGCCUCCGACAGAUUCCACUCUUCUUGGUCCCGCUGCUGCUUCUCGUGAGCCUAUUAUUCUGCAGCCAUUCGUGGUAUUAGCAUCUGCGUAUGGCUCUGGUAAUGCGCCAGAGAUUACUGAUCCUGAGCUAUUUGAUGAGAAAUACUUCGAGAGGCAACUCUACGUGCUCCGAAAGCGUGCGACCCAUACCAUUGGCCUGCAAAACUGGUUCUACCUGUGCUCCCUUUCCAACAAGAACAUUGUUUACAAGGGCCAGCUCGCUCCAGUCCAGGUCUAUCAGUAUUACUAUGAUCUAGUGAACGCUGAUUACGAAGCCCAUUUCGCUCUUGUACACUCGCGUUUCUCCACCAACACCUUCCCGUCCUGGGACCGUGCUCAGCCAUUGCGCUGGGCUGCUCACAAUGGUGAAAUCAACACUCUGCGAGGCAACAAGAACUGGAUGCGCGCUCGUGAGGGCGUCAUGCAAUCCGACGUCUUUGGCGAGGAGCUGGAAAUGCUCUACCCCAUUGUCGAGGAUGGUGGCUCCGACUCGGCGGCUUUUGAUAACGUGCUCGAAUUGCUGACCAUCAAUGGCGUCCUGUCUCUACCGGAAGCGGUGAUGCUCAUGGUGCCGGAGGCAUGGCAGGAUAACGCCGCCAUGGAUCCAGCGAAGGCUGCCUUCUACGAGUGGGCGGCUUGCCAGAUGGAGCCUUGGGACGGACCGGCCCUCUUUACCUUCGCUGAUGGAAGAUACUGCGGUGCCAACCUCGACAGAAACGGUCUCCGUCCUUGCAGAUACUAUAUUAUGGACGAUGAUAGGAUCAUCUGCGCGUCGGAGGUCGGUACUAUCCAGGUCGACCCCGAGCGCGUGGUCCAGAAGGGUCGCUUGCAGCCCGGAAAGAUGCUGCUUGUCGACACCCUUGCAGGUCGCAUCAUUGACGAUGCCGAGCUCAAGAACACUGUUGCCGGUCGUCACGACUUCCGAGCAUGGCUUGACAAGGAGCUGAUCAGCCUACCCAAGAUUCACGAGGACCUCAUGAACCAAACCUCUCUCGACCUGUCUCCCAAGCCCGACGCGGCCCCGAUCCAGGAGGAUCCGAUGCUGAGAGCUUUUGGGUACUCCUUCGAGCAGGUCAGCUUGCUCCUUGCUCCCAUGGCCUCCGACGAGAAGGAGGCUCUCGGGUCCAUGGGCAACGAUGCCCCGCUCGCAUGCCUUGCCCAAGCCCCCCGCUUGCUCUACGAGUACUUCCGACAGCUCUUUGCACAGGUCACUAACCCUCCCAUCGAUCCUAUUCGAGAGGCCAUUGUCAUGUCCUUGGAGUGCUACGUUGGUCCGCAGGGCAACCUGCUCGAGAUGGACCCAUCCCAGUGCGGCCGCUUGCUCUUGCCCACCCCUGUUCUGUCCAUCAACGAACUCAACGCUCUGAAGAACAUCAGCAAGCUGCACCCUGCUUGGACCGUCAAAGUCAUCGACCUCACCUUCCCCAAAUCCGAAGGUGUCCAAGGCUACAUUAAGCACCUCGACUACAUCUGUGACCAGGCGACGGCUGCAAUUGAGAACAAGGACCGCAUCAUCAUCCUGUCAGACCGCGCAACCUCUGCCGACCGUGUUCCAGUUUCUGCCCUCCUGGCUUCGGGUAUGGUUCAUCACCACCUGGUCAACAACAAGUGGCGAUCCCUGGCCGCUUUGGUUGUUGAGACUGCCGAAGCCCGUGAAGUUCACCACAUGUGUGUCCUUGUCGGAUAUGGUGUUGAUGCCAUCAACCCAUACCUUGCCAUGGAGUGUAUCCUGAAGCUCAACCGCGAGGGUUUGAUCCGGAAGAAGCUCACUGAUGACGAGCUCAUCCGAAACUACAAGUACUCUGCUGAUGGUGGUAUCUUGAAGGUUAUGAGCAAGAUGGGUAUCUCGACCCUGGCCAGUUACAAGGGUGCUCAGAUUUUCGAAGCACUCGGAAUCGAUGACACCGUCGUGGACCGAUGCUUCAAGGGCACAGCCACCAGAAUCAAGGGUGUCACCUUUGAGCUCAUUGCAGAGGAUGCCUUCAGAUUCCACGAGAAGGGCUUCCCCUCGCGAUACACAGUCAGCAUUCCCGGCCUGGUUGAAUCCGGCGAAUACCAUUGGAGAGAUGGCGGAGAGCCUCACAUCAACGACCCAACCUCCAUUGCCAACAUCCAAGACGCUGUCCGCACGAAGAACGACAAGUCCUACGAGGCUUACUCACUCUCGGAAUACGAGCAGAUCAAGUCCUGCACACUUCGAGGCAUGCUGGACUUCAAGUUUGAUGAGUGUACCCCCGUGCCGAUCGAUCAAGUGGAACCCUGGACCGAAAUUGUUCGGCGGUUCUGUACUGGGGCCAUGUCGUACGGCUCUAUCUCCAUGGAAUCUCACUCUACCCUUGCUGUUGCCAUGAACCGCCUCGGAGGAAAGUCUAACACUGGUGAAGGUGGUGAGGACCCAGAGAGAUCUGAGAGAAUGGCAAACGGCGAUACUAUGAGAUCUGCCAUCAAGCAAGUUGCAUCAGGUCGUUUCGGUGUCACUUCCAACUACCUCGCCGAUUCCGAUGAGCUUCAGAUCAAGAUGGCCCAGGGUGCCAAGCCCGGAGAAGGUGGUGAGCUUCCAGGACAUAAGGUCUCCAAGUCUAUCGCUCGGACUCGUCACUCUACUCCUGGUGUCGGUCUGAUCUCGCCACCACCCCACCACGAUAUCUACUCUAUCGAGGAUCUGAAACAGUUGAUCUAUGAUCUCAAGUGCUCCAACCCCCGCGCUCGCGUCUCCGUGAAGCUCGUCUCCGAGACCGGUGUCGGAAUCGUGGCCUCUGGUGUAGCCAAGGCGAAAGCUGACCAUAUCUUGAUCUCUGGACACGAUGGUGGAACUGGCGCUUCUCGAUGGACAGGUAUCAAAUACGCCGGUCUGCCUUGGGAGCUCGGUCUUGCCGAGACCCACCAGACCUUGGUCCUUAACGACCUCCGAGGUCGUGUUGUUGUUCAAACUGAUGGACAGCUGCGCACUGGACGCGAUGUUGCCAUCGCCUGUCUGCUUGGUGCUGAGGAAUGGGGCUUUGCUACCACGCCUCUCAUCGCCAUGGGCUGUAUCAUGAUGCGGAAGUGUCACCUUAACACGUGUCCUGUUGGUAUUGCUACUCAAGAUCCAGAACUUCGCAAGAAGUUCAAGGGUACUCCUGAGCACGUGAUCAACUUCUUCUACUACAUCGCCAACGAACUCCGAGCCAUUAUGGCAAAGCUUGGCUUCAGAACCAUCAACGAAAUGGUUGGUCAUGCUGAGGUCUUGAGAGUCAGAGAGGAUCUUCGAACAAACAAGACUGCCAAUAUCGAUUUGUCUUUGAUCCUGACACCCGCCCACAAGCUGAGACCAGGAGUGGCUACUUUCAACGUACGAAAGCAGGACCACCGUCUCUAUGUCAGACUUGACAACAAGCUGAUCUCCGAGGCCGAAUUGACCCUCGACAAAGGUCUCCCAUCGAGAAUCGAGUGUGACGUUGUCAACACUGACCGUGCUAUGGGUACCUCCCUUUCAUACCAGGUCUCGAAGAGAUAUGGCGAGGAUGGUCUGCCAAUGGACACCGUUCAUGUCAAUAUCAAGGGUUCGGCAGGCCAGUCGUUCGGUGCCUUCCUGGCUCCUGGUAUCACUUUGGAGCUAGAGGGUGACGCAAAUGACUACGUCGGAAAGGGUCUUUCUGGUGGUCGUUUGAUCAUCUACCCACCCCGUGCGGCUGUUUUCAAGGCUGAGGACAACGUUAUCGUCGGCAAUGUCUGCUUGUAUGGUGCCACCAGUGGAACGGUCUUCUUCCGUGGUGUGGCCGCAGAGCGAUUCGCGGUCCGCAACUCCGGUGCUACCGCUGUUGUUGAAGGUGUUGGAGAUCACGGAUGUGAGUACAUGACUGGUGGUCGUGUGCUCAUCCUUGGAGACACUGGCCGCAACUUCGCCGCGGGUAUGUCUGGUGGUAUUGCGUACAUCCUCGAUAUCCACGGAACCUUCAUGUCCAAAUUGAACACCGAGAUGGUUGAAGCAUCCGGCAUUGAUGACCCAACUGAAAUUGCCUUCGUGCGAGGUCUGAUUGAAGAUCAUCACCACUACACUGGCUCUGAACUUGCCGCCCGCAUUCUCCUCGACUUCAACCGAGCCCUGCCUCGUUUCGUGAAGGUCUUGCCCAUUGAUUACAAGCGCGUUCUGGAGGAAGAGGCCGCCAAGGCAGCAGAGGCGAAGCGUGCUGAGUAUCAGCUCCCACUUCUCCCCGGCACCCCGGUGCGUGAACUUCAAGAGAAGAAGGACAAGCAUGCCCAUGCGAAGAAGUCGGACCUUCAGGAUAUCGAAGAGACCAUUGGCGAUGCUGCCGUUGAGAAGAAGAGAUCGCUGGUCUUGGACAAGACCAGGGGUUUCAUGAAGUACCAGCGCCGUUCUGAGAAGUACCGCCCUGCAAAGACUAGAAUUCGUGACUGGGCCGAGCUUUCAAAGCGUCUUGAUGAGGACGAGCUCAAGUACCAGUCUGCACGCUGCAUGGACUGCGGUGUUCCCUUCUGCCAAUCUGACUCUGGCUGCCCAAUCUCGAACAUCAUUCCAAAGUGGAAUGAGCUUGUUUUCCAGAACCAGUGGAGAGACGCCCUGAACCGUCUGCUCAUGACCAACAACUUCCCAGAGUUCACUGGACGAGUGUGCCCUGCGCCCUGCGAGGGUGCAUGCGUCCUCGGUAUUAACGAGGACCCUGUUGGCAUCAAGUCGAUCGAGUGCGCUAUCAUCGACCGUGGAUUUGACAUGGGUUGGAUGGUUCCACAACCACCCAAGAUCCGCACUGGCAAGAAGGUGGCCAUCAUUGGAUCUGGACCAGCCGGUCUUGCCUGUGCCGACCAGCUCAACAAAGCCGGACAUCUCGUGACUGUUUACGAACGUGCUGAUCGUCCCGGUGGACUUCUCAUGUAUGGUAUUCCUAACAUGAAGCUUGACAAGAAGAUCGUCAAGCGACGAACUGACUUCAUGGCUGCUGAGGGUAUCAUAUUCAAGACUGGCGUAGCAGUGGGACAGGACGUCCAGCUCAUGGACCUCAAGGCCGAGAAUGAUGCUGUUGUCAUUGCUACUGGUGCUACUGUGGCGCGAGACCUCCCUAUCAAGAACCGCAACCUCGAGGGUAUCCACUUCGCCAUGGAAUUCUUGCACCGGAACACCAAGUCGCUCCUUGACUCUGAACUUGCAGAUGGCGCGUACAUCUCAGCAAAGGGCAAGGACGUUGUGGUUAUUGGAGGAGGUGACACUGGUAACGACUGUAUUGGUACUUCGGUUCGUCACGGUGCCAAGUCUGUGACAAACUUUGAGCUGCUACCACAGCCACCAAAUGAGCGAGCCCGUGACAACCCAUGGCCACAAUGGCCAAGGAUCUACCGUGUGGACUACGGUCACACCGAAGUCAAGCAGCACAUGGGCAAUGAUCCCCGUGAGUACUGCGUCAUGUCCGAGGAGUUUGUGGAUGAUGGAAGUGGAAAGGUCAAGGGAAUCAACACCAUCCGCGUUGAAUGGACCAAGUCCGCCACCGGUGGUUGGGACAUGAAGAAGAUUGAGGGCUCGCAGCAAUUCUUCCCCGCUGAUCUAGUCCUCUUGUCCAUGGGAUUCUUGGGUCCUGAGGACCGUGUGUUGGGCGAUGACAUUGAGAAGGAUGCUCGCAAGAACAUCAAGACGCCCCCUGGAAAAUACCACACUAACGUCGAGGGCAUCUUCGCGGCUGGUGAUUGCCGCCGUGGCCAAUCCCUCAUCGUCUGGGGUAUCAACGAGGGCAGACAGUCUGCUAGAGAGGUGGAUCUCUACCUUGAGAAAUCCACCAGCUUGCCAGUCACUGGAGGCAUUGUCAAGCGCACCGCUCAAGAGAUCUUGGGGAGAGGACCUGCCCGUGAGGUCCAAGGCCGCGCCGAGCGUGCUCCCCUCCAGGUAGUUGCGGCGGCGAACUGA